This is a messenger RNA of Planococcus citri (citrus mealybug), 1312 nucleotides long. RefSeq names its product GDP-D-glucose phosphorylase 1. The transcript has 9 exons. Gene Ontology annotation, molecular function: GDP-D-glucose phosphorylase activity. Lineage: Eukaryota; Metazoa; Arthropoda; Insecta; Hemiptera; Pseudococcidae. The record is from RefSeq and is a predicted model, not a curated record. Gene Ontology annotation, biological process: glucose metabolic process. Gene Ontology annotation, cellular component: cytoplasm. The coding region runs from base 140 to 1294 and encodes 384 amino acids.
UGCCAAAACACGAUUGCCGGUUGAUAAGAAUACUGCGGCGAUGAUAACGUAAUGAAGAAAUUUGAAAUAUGAAGUUUGUUGUUAGUUUAACGAAAAACUAUGAUGUUAAGUGUAAUUUUAUGGUGCUUGCACUUUACAAAUGUAUCUCAUUGUAUUGAUUGAUCGGUUACGUUGUGAUUUUUACGUGUAUCUGCUAAUUAACACAUGUUGCAUAGUAACUGCAUUGAACAUGGAAACAGUAAUCACUUACGACGAGGCAGAUUACAUAUUCAGCGUUCCAUGUAAGAAUACAUUUUCAAAAUUCGAUGAUAUCAUUCGUUCCCAGUGGAAUGAGAAAUUGAACCAAAACUUGUUUCGAUACAAAUUGAAUAUUACCAAGGAGAAGUUUAUAAAAAACAAAUUUUACUUACAAUUGAACACAGACAGAGGAGUCAAUCGCAGAAAACCUUCUGAUAUUUCAAGUAUCAAUCAGCCUUUCGAUCCUUCGACUUUCAAUUUUAAUAAAAUCAACCCAGAUGAGAAGUUAUGCAGUUUGAUGCAUAAGAAUAGACCAAACGAUCACGGUAAACACGCAGUUUUGAUCAAUGUAAGUCCUUUGGAAUUUGGCCAUAUUUUAUUAGUACCCAACUUGAAGGAUAAUUUACCACAAGUACUUACCGAAGAAGCUAUAAAGUUGGCCGUUGAAGUAAUUUUGUUGAGUAAAACAUCAUUUUUCAGAUUUGGCUUCAAUAGCUUAGGAGGGUUUGCUACCGUGAAUCAUUUACAUCUUCAUGGAUAUUAUUUGGAGCAGUGUAUGUUUCUUGAAAUUUCCCCGGUUGAAGAAGUAUGUAAUCCUUGCUACCAAAUAUCGAAUUUUCCCAGCAAAGGAUUUGCGUUUCAAAUUAAAUGUACCGAAGAAAUCGAUCCGAUAGUGAAAAAUGUUUACCGUUUAGUGAAGUUUCUACAAACGAGGAACAUCCCUCAUAAUUUGUAUAUUACUCGAGGAAUACCGUUCGAUAAAACGUUGUCAAACAGUCUGUUGGAUGUAUUGAAUGAUGAGUUACCAGAUUAUCAUGAUAGUAGAACUAGAACCUGUUUGAGAAUUUUUGUUUGGCCUCGAAAGCCCAGUUAUGGUUGCAAAGACACCACAGAUUUGAACGUUGCUACAUGCGAAUUAUUUGGACAUUUAGUGAUCAAAAACGAAUCUCAAUACGAGUCUCUGAACGAGGUAGAUAUUAAUAAUAUAUUAGAAGAUCUUACUAGCGAAGAAUUUAAUGCUGUCGUGAAUCAUGUUUCACAGAUACUUACCAUGUAAUUAAAUCUUUAAUUCGGG